This is a messenger RNA of Daktulosphaira vitifoliae (grape phylloxera), 1071 nucleotides long. RefSeq names its product matrix metalloproteinase-24-like. Bases 211 to 789 code for a protein of 192 amino acids. Gene Ontology annotation, molecular function: metalloendopeptidase activity; zinc ion binding. Lineage: Eukaryota; Metazoa; Arthropoda; Insecta; Hemiptera; Phylloxeridae. The record is from RefSeq and is a predicted model, not a curated record. Gene Ontology annotation, biological process: extracellular matrix organization; proteolysis; collagen catabolic process. Gene Ontology annotation, cellular component: extracellular matrix. The transcript has 5 exons.
ACUAACCACAAAACCAUUUGUCCACUUCGAAUAACACGAUUCAUUUAUAGUUGUUAUUUUAUGUAAUAUUCAAAAAUAAUUUUAAUCGUAAAAAUGUUCAUUGAGAACGUUUAUUAAAGUAUUGAAAAAGACGGUUAGAGGAUUUUUCUUUAAUAUAUAUUUUUCAUAGUGUGCCAAGCUGUAUACAAGUUAAAUAGUUGUAGUAUAAUAAUGAAAACGUUACAAUUUCACAUUAUCUUUGGAUUGAUAGUUUUACUUUAUAAACCAGGAUGUGCUUUCGAGGAAAUUAAGAACAAAAGUCAAGCAGUAGAAUAUUUGUCGGCAUUUGGGUACUUGGAAACAGCUUUGCAGUAUAACCCUAAAUUAGCUCAUAAACUUACAAACAAAGUUUAUAGAAAUGCGCUAAUUGAAUUUCAAAUAUUUCUAGACAUACCUCCUACUGGUAUUUUAGACAAAGAAACUCUAAAAGCUUUAAAUACUCAAAGAUGUGGUUGCAUUGAUAGAUUUUAUAGGGUCAAACAAGAUCGAUUUAAAAGAUAUGUCAGACUACCUGAUGGUUGGAGACUUACUAACUUGAACUAUAAAAUAUCUAGAUAUCCAACUAGAGAACUUAACCAAAUUCAAACAGACACAGAAAUUAAACGAGCUUUUGAUCAGUGGUCAGCAGUAACACCGCUUAAAUUCAAUCAAGUAGAAAAUGGACCAGUAUGUUUUAAAAUUAUAUCUAACAUACAUGCACACAUAUUUAACUCGCUUAUAAAAAAGAAAAUAUUUUUAUUAAGGAAAUAGCUGGUCGAUAACAAUUUUUGAACUAUUAUUUCAGAAGUUAUUAUAAUUUAAAAUAUUUACAAGAAGUUAGACUCGGGUGCUGCUAUUUUUAUCACUGGAUAUUUCUCGGUUUCACGCUUCAUUCCGUCUAGGUAUAAGAAUAUUCAUAACUUUUGAAAUACUGGUCAAAAAGUUGUAUCGACUCGUGUUUUCCUAAUUAGAUAAUUUUCUAUUAUUUAAUAAAAUAUAUCUGUUAUCAUUUAAAAAUUAAAGCUGGCACCUUUAUAAAUUAUGAAUAUAAAA